This is a messenger RNA of Anisakis simplex (herring worm), 4887 nucleotides long. The record is from the annotation of a GenBank genome assembly. Lineage: Eukaryota; Metazoa; Nematoda; Chromadorea; Rhabditida; Anisakidae.
AUGAGCAAUUUGAAAGUGGAAAGUCUCGAGAACGAGAUUAAAAGCCUACGAGACCAGCUUGAUGCACAACAUGGCGUCGACGAACAGGUAAAAACCUUGCGCAAUGAGCUGAAGCUGGCCGGCGAACGGAAUGCCACUUUGAUGGCCGCAGUUGAGAAGGCUGAAAAUGAUGCAGAUGAGGCAGAUCGCUCGAAUCGAGAAACCAUCGAAGAGCUCGAAGAAGAAGUUCGUUCAUUGCAAGAGAAGAUGUCCAGCAUGGAGAAUUUGGAAGAGGAAACGUCGAAGAAAAUUGCAUCCCUUGAAAGUGCAAAUAAAGAUCUGGAAGAGACGAGUCGUGAAGCAGAAAGUAAGCUGUUUGCGCUGCAAAAAGACCUUGAAGUAGCUCGAGCUGAACUCUCGACGGCUAAGCUUACAGUUGAGCAAAUGCGUGUCGAGAAUGAAAAACUGUCAGCAAAAGCAAGCCUUGAAGAUGAGGAAAUAGAAUACGCACAAAGGAAAAGUGAGGUGGAAUUGAGGCAUCAGAAAGCUAUCCUCGAGCUACGAAAAGAGAGCGACUCACGGAUAGGGGAACUACAGCAUAGGUACAAUGAACUUAGCGAAAGUCAUAAACAAGAAAAUGACGAGUUGAAGAAGCACAUCAGUGAACUGGAACAAUCCACGCAUCGUGCCAAACAAGAACGCAGCGGUGAGAUAGCUCGUCUAAGCGCAGAAGGUGCUCAGCUGAAUCAUGAGCUGCUGUCGUUGAAGGAGAUAAUCGCAGAGAGUGAAAACCGAAAACGAGCGAGUGAUCAAGAAAUGAGCAAAUUACUUGAAGAGAAACGCGUUCAUCUGCAAAAAAUUGCUGAUUUUGAAAAACAACGACUACAAUUGCAAGGAGAAGUGAACUCGUUGAAAGCGCAGCUUGAAGAAAGUGAAAGUGAACAUUUAAGGGCAGAACAAGAAUUGAUAAAGCAAAAUUCAGCACUCACCGAAGAACUCGGUAAAUCUGCAGCCGGAAUGCGCGAUCGUUAUCGUGAAUUGAGACAAUUAGGCGCUGAAAUAGCUUCGCUUAAAGAUGAGCUAAAGAGUGAACGAUCAAAAUAUGAACAAGUCGAAUCGGAGAAACAGGACUUAUCAGCCAAACUCGCAAAGCUUGAUGAAGACUUGCGAACGCUUCGCGUUACCAAUGAAAACCUCCGUAAACAGAAUGAAACUGCUCUAGAAUACAGCCGUGGUGUACAAAACUCAGGAAUGAGGUCUAAGGACAUGGAAGCAACUGUUGUUAAGACUGAUGCCGUUCGUGACGUUCAGGCGCUUCCAUCAAAACCUGCGAUGCCUGAUCUCAGUGGCGUCCCGUCUGAGCAAAUCGGCUCGACAGGUUGUGGUCCUUUCGAAUAUGACGAGCUUUUGGCGCUAGUGAGAUCAACUGAGAUGGACGAAGAGGGCACUGUUCAGCACGACAGCGCAUCUGCGAAAGUGACUAGUCAAAGAACUCCAGAGGCAAAAUCUGUACAUACUGAACACAUUUUGACGCCUCAACAACCGUCAAGUAGUGCCGAAAAACCUAUUGAAGCAUUAUCUGAUCUAAAGGCCGAAAAUUCGUCGCUGCAGAAUCAACUUCGCAGCGCUGUCUCAGAACGUGAUGCCUUACAACAGAAGUUACUUUUCACUGAGCAACAACGAAACGAAGCGCAAUCAAUUUCAGAGAAUCUGAGACAUGAAAUUGAAGUUGCUGAGAGUCGAAUCCGACAAAUGGUUAAUUCAAAGAAAGAGGAAAUGAUCGAACUGAACAAAAAACUCGACAGUAUCGAUCAUCAACGAAACGACGCUCUCGCCGAGCUAAAUUCGGUUCGAAAACAACUCGAAGAAGCACAAAAAAAUGUCACUCAUCUUGAAACUGAGAAACGUUCAUUGCAGAAACAGUCUGCAAUACUUGAUGAAACACUCCACAGCAUAGAAGAAAACUCUCUUCACAGUCAACAACAGAAGCGUGAUGAAUCGGAACCACUGGAAAAACAGCUUCGUAUGGCCAUAAAAGAGAAGGACCGUGCGCAAACUCGUGCCAGUCAGCUACAAUUCGAGGUUGCUCAGCUCAAAGAGAGUAUGAUGAAAUUACAAUUUGAACUCAGGGAUUCUCAACGUGGUGAUCCAUCUAGAAAUAAAGAAUUGUCUGUCUUAAAGAAAACUUCUGACAUGACUGCUGAACCGUUAGAUAUUGGCAAACAGAUGCAUAGCAUCGCAACAGAUAGCCCUUCCCACAGCCAGAAGAAAGAACAAGAUGAUUUAGAACUGCUGCAGAGGCAACUUCAUAUCGCUGUUAGCGAGAGAGAUCAAGCACUCGGUCAUGCAGCUCAAUUGAAAUCUGAACUUUUCCAGCUCAACGAUAGUCUGGUGAAGUUGAACUUUGAAUUCAUCCAUUCUCAGAGCGGGGAUCCACACAAAAACAAAGAACUGUGCGUUUUGGAAAGAACGCCAGAUAUUUCAAAGGAGCCGCUUGAAAGCAAAGAAGAUAUAUCAAAAACCAAAGAGGAGAUGAUCCAACUGAAGACCAGUCUUGCCAAAGAAACCGAGGAUCGCAAUCGUCUUCGACAAGAAAUCGUCGAUUUGAACGCAAAAUUGAAGGCUGCGUCGGAAAGAGCAGAGACGGCUGCUGCAGAAAAAGAUGCGCUGAAUUCCGAGUUGAGCAAUAUGAGGAAGAAAAUUAAAUCUAAUGAGGAACAACUGAAACGAGAUUAUGCGACAAGAUCAAAAAUCAAAGAGGAGAUGAUACAACUGAAGACCAGUCUUGAAGAUUCUAAGAGUCAGAAAUCAUCCAGUGACACUUUAGUUUCUACAUUGCGUAAGCAGUUAGAGAACACCAAGAAGCAGCUAUCGAAAUGUGAGGCCGCAAAACGUUCGCUCGAAGGUAAAAUGGCUGAUGCUACCGUGCAACAGAAGGCACUCACAGAAAAAAUGAGCAGUGUGGAACAGCACAGUCAAGAGGUGGAAUCAACGUUGGCAAGCUUGAGAAGCGAAAUGGAAUCAUUGACCGAACAACGAACAGUUGAAAUGGAUCAGAAGAAGCAUGAAAUUGAAUCUUUGCAAAACAAACUUCAUACGUACGAUACUGAAAGCACUCAAAAUGAAGCGCAACUUUCGUCACUCAAAAAUCGAUUGGAAGCAUCGCAAAAGAAUCUUUUGGAGAGUGAGAAUGAGAAAAAUACGUUGAAAAACGAGUUGACGGAGUUACAGCUACAAUUGCAAAAACUGCAGAAGCAAGUUGAAGACUCAGAGAGCACAAGGACUGAAAUUGAAAAGAGUUCAACAAGCAUGAAAUCUGAGCUCGAGUCAAUGAAGGAAAAACUCGCAUCAGCUCUAAAAGAAAAACAGCCGCUUGAAAGCAAAGAGGAUAUAUCAAAAACCAAAAAGGAGAUGAUCCAACUGAAGAUCAGUCUUGACAAAGAAACCGAGAAUCGCAAUCGUCUUCGACUAGAAAUCAUUGAUUUAAAGACAAAAUUGAAACUCGAGAAUGACAGAGCAGAGAUGGCUAAUGCAGAGAAAGAUGCGUUGAAUUCCGAGUUGAGCAAUAUGAGGAAGAAAAUUAAUGAAGAGCAGGUGGAACGAGACGCAGGGAAGAAGACACUGGAAACAGAGUUGCAAACGUUGCGGCAAGAGUUGCACAACGCUCAGGAGAACGCAUCUGAGACGAAUAAUGCGAAGGAAUCAGCGUUGAAGAAGUUAGCACAACUUCAACGAGAUACCGAGAAAUAUCAGGAACGUAACGAGAGUUAUGUGAACGAAAUCGAACGUCUUCGAAAGCAGUUGGCACAAUGCGAUGAGCUGUUGAGAGAUUCUCGUAAGCAAGCGGAAGGAUUCAAAGCUAAAGCUAGUAAAACUGAACACUUGAGCGAAUUUCAGCAGAAAGAACUGGCCGCAGCAAAAGCGGAUGCCACGGAGCAGAAACGCCUUGCGAAUCAACGUUUGGAGUUGUCACAGAAACAGGAGAAUGAAAUUCAACGAUUAAAAGCNGAGGAUAUUGCGCGGCUUAGGGAAGAUUCUGAGCAAUUCAGAAGUGAGUUGCGAGCGCUGCGAGAGAUUAAAAUGAAGAGCGAUUAUGAAAGCCUUCAGCAUCAACAACUUCAAGAGCAAUUGGCUACGGCGAAAAGUAUUCAAGAAAGGACCGAGAAUGAUCGGAAACAGCUUCAGAAAGAGUUGACUUCAACUCGUGAUCAAUUAGAAGCGUUGAAAAGCGAACGAACUCGUCUUGCAGAUGAGCUAGACAAGAGCAAAUCCAAUUUCGAGCGGGCACAGGUGAAGCUGAAAUUGAUCGAAAAUGAUUUGGAGGGCAAUAAGGAAUCCCAAAAACUCUGCAAAGAGCAGCUGAAGAAAUCCGAGGAAGAAGCAGACCGUUUAAGAGGUGAAUUAAGUGCAAUUGCGUCACAAUCGAAUGCACACGCCGCACAACUGAGUUCCUUGAACAGUGAGUUGAAUAAAGCGAAACAGAAAUAUGCUAUGUUGAAUUCGGAAGCGAAACAUCUCAAAGAUGAGAAUGAACGAUUGAAAAACGAAAACGCUCGUAAACAAAGACGUCUAGAGGAUCUGGAUGCAGAAAAAGCCUUCAUGCGUGCCGCAAUUGACGCAAGUUCGGCGGAGACUCGUUCUCUUCAGAGAGAACGAGUUGAGCAUGAGAAUGCGUUACGAAAAAUUCGCGAAAUGGAGAUGAACGAGGAUCGACAAAACAAAGAAAUCCAGCAGUUAAAACUCCGUAUAAACGUCAUGAAUGAGUGCGGUGCCGAAACACGAACUGUUCUAAAACGCACGGCACAGCUGAAUGAAUCUUCUUCACUUUACCACCACCAGAUUUCACCCACGAGCAGCUCAACUAGCACUUCGAAAAGCUUUGAGGUGUGUGCAUGUGAACAUCGAUGA